UAUAAGUGUUUGUCAGCUAAACACACACGUCAGGGUACCUUAUCGUAGCAAAGCAAUGUCUUCCGAGAGAUGCCUCGUAGUUCUUGUGCUCUCAGCCGUGAUCUCAGGAGUGCGGUUAAGUGAUUCCACUGAAAGCUCCACAGCAACCACUGCCCCAGCGGAACCGGACUACGCUAUCGAUAAGUUCUUCAAUACAAGUGAGGAAAUUUGGGUUUUUAACACUACUCAGCCGAAAGCACAGAAAUGCCGAAAGGACGUCAACAAAAAUAUCACUUCAAACAUCACUUUCUUUGAGAGGUCCUAUGAAGAGAAUGAGGGAAUCAUAAAAGAACAACUCCAAGGAAAACUUGAACUUCAUGAUGAAACUCGGAGCACUGUUUACGACAGAAUUGAAGUUUCUGGCGACUCAAGUGGAGUAUACGAGGAAGUAUUAGAAUAUGCCAGCAGUGACUUCAAGUGCGGCGUCGUUACCGUGUUGGCCUUCAAUAAUGUGACUACUGAGGUCUGGAGAGACCUGCGUGUGAGAAACCGUUCGAAUAUCGCUACAGGUAUUGAAGAGGAAUGCAAGAAACGGUUUGAUUAUAUUGUUACGCUGACUAGAAAGAAUUGGACAUCUCCAUACAGCGCUACAUGCAAAUGAGCAUUGCAGAAGAGCCUACUUUCUGUUAUGCUUCCCUGUUCUUGGCCUUAUUAUUACUCUUAUAAUAAAGCGUCCAAAAUUCACA
This is a messenger RNA of Dermacentor andersoni, 725 nucleotides long. Lineage: Eukaryota; Metazoa; Arthropoda; Arachnida; Ixodida; Ixodidae. The record is from RefSeq and is a predicted model, not a curated record.